AUUCAGCUAUUUCUUUUUCCACGCCAAUAUCUGUUACUUGAUCAUCUUGAGCCAAGUAAUUGUAUGAUUUGUUAGCUUUGAUUGUAAAGGGAGAAAAAAUGGCAGAGGUUAUAGCUCUGGUGACCCCGGUUAUGGACGUGUUGCUUCAGCUGCUAAUGAAAGAAGCAAACUCCUUCAAGCGCCUCCGUAAAGAAGUGAAGAGCCUAAAAGACGAAUUGGAGUGUGUCCAGUGUUUUCUCAAAGAUGCCGAGGAAAGGUCGGAGAAGGAAGACAUGAGAGAUGGCGUAAAAGUGUGGUUGAAACAAGUAAGGGAAGAAGCUUUCCACAUAGAAGAUGUCAUUGAUUUAUACAUCCUAUAUGUGGCACAACACUGUCACUCGCGUGGAUUCGUAGGGUUGCUCCGAAGAACAGCUCGCAUGCUUAAAGCCUUGAAGCCACGUUAUAACUUCAUUUCUGAAAUCAAGGAGAUCAAAGCAUCGCUACGUGAAAUCAAAGAUAGAGGUGAACGGUAUGGCUUCAAUUCAUCGGCCCCAGAAUCAAGUAAUAGGGUAACUGAACUUGAGCACUGCGGAAUUCGGUUGGGUUCCUUGUUCAUUGGGGAUGAUGAAUUUUUGGACCUUCAUUCCACUCGUGAUGAACUGAUGACAAGGUUGGUAGAAGGAGCGUCGACUCGAACGGUGAUUUCAUUGUUAGGCAUGGGCGGAAUUGGUAAAACUACUCUUGCUAGGAAAGCCUACGAUGCCAAAGUCGUUAAAGCGCAUUUUGAUUGCUGUGCUUGGAUUACCGUGUCUCAAUCAUAUAACUUGGAGAAGCUCCUAGGAACAAUGGCUGAGCACCUCUGUCCAGAAUUUAAAAUCGACGCAAUUGAAGAGCUAAUUGGUCGCCUCAGAAAUUUUUUGGAGACAAAGAGGUAUCUUAUUGUUUUUGAUGAUGUUUGGCAAGUAGAUUUUUGGGGAGUUAUAAAACAUGCUUUGCCUAGUAAUGGUAGAGGUAGUAGGAUAAUUGUCACAACACGUAAUGAUAUGGUAACAGCUGAUUGUCAGGAGGACUCUUGUCAUCUUGUCAAAAAGUUGUCGCCAUUGUCUCAUGAAAUAGCUUGGCAACUAUUUUGCAAAAAGGCAUUCCGUUUUAAACUUGAGGGACAUUGCCCCCAAGAGUUAGAGACCUUAUCUCUUGAAAUUGUGAGAAAAUGCCAAGGUUUGCCUCUUGUGAUUUCAUCAGUAGCCGGUUUGUUGUCAACUAAGGAAAAAAAUGUGUCCGAAUGGCAAAAACUGAAUGACACUCUUAAUAGUCAGUUCCAAACAAAUCCACACCUUCCAAGCAUUUCAAAAAUCCUCUCUCUUAGUUAUAAAAACCUUCCUUCCUAUCUUAAACCUUGCUUCUUAUAUUUUGGCAUAUUUCCUCAAGGCCGUUCAAUUACGAAGAUAACAUUGUAUAGAUAUUGGAUUGCUGAGGGUUUUAUUAAAGAAAAGGGAGAUAAGACAUUGGAACAAGUUGCUGAAGAGUAUCUAAAUGAACUCAUCCAAAGAAACUUGGUUCAAAUACAAGGUUUUCUUUGGGGCGGUGGAUUAGAUAGGUUGUGUCAAGUACAUGAUUUAAUGCGGGACAUAAUUCUAUCAAAAGCAGAUGAAAUGAAUUUCUAUCAAAUUGUUGGUGGAAAAAUGUCCAUUGUUCGAGGAAAGUGUCGUCGCAUAUCUAUCUACAAUUGUGAAAACGAUUGCAUGAAGGUGAAUGAAGUCUCGGGAGUUCGUUCGAUUUUACUUUUCAAUAUUGAUGGUCGACCAACAAACUUUCACAUGGAUAGUUGGUUUGAAAAAUGCAAGCUUCUAAAGGUGUUAAAUCUUACAGACAUUCCUAUCGAACACCUCCCCAAAGGAUUAGGGUACUUGUUCCACCUAAAGUCCUUAACCUUGAGGAAUACAAAGGUGAAGAGACUUCCAACGUCCAUCGGUAAACUCCAAAAUCUACAGGUAUUGGAUCUCAUGAAUACCGCAGUGCGAGAGCUCCCAAUCGAGAUCAAUAAGCUUCACAAUCUACGACACAUUUACGGAUUUUAUUAUAAACACACAAUCGGAUUUUGUUUUGAGGAAUUCCAAGGCCUCAGGAUGCAUGAAGGAAUUGGUUGUUUGGGGGAGUUACAGACACUUGAGUAUCUUGAAGUAAGCAAUGACAGAACUGGCAUCAUUACAGAGCUGGAAGGACUGAGGCAAUUGAGAAAUUUAGGCAUUUACAAAUUGACAGCGGAACUUGGAGCUACCCUCUGCGCCUCUAUUGUGAAAAUGAAUCAUCUUGAAUGCUUAUCUUUGGUGUCGAAUUCUGAAGCUGAGAUUCUAGAUUUACAGGCGAUUUCAUCACCGCCUCUUUCUCUAAGGAUUCUUAGCUUCGUAGGCAGAUUGUCAAAAAUUUCGAACUGGAUUUUGAAACUUUCCAAUCUACGUACACUGACAUUCUCAUUCUCAAGCUUAAGUGAUGAUCCUUUGAAACGCCUCCAAAGUUUGCCUAAUCUUGAGUAUCUUUAUCUCUACAAGGCCUAUGAUGGAGAGGAAAUUCACAUUGAGGAAGGUGGAUUUCAGAAGCUGAAAUUGCUUGAACUAUGUGACUUGAACGAAGUAAGAGUGAUCAAAAUAGGCAGAGGAUCAUUGCCUCUUCUUGAAGAGCUAAGGAUUGGAGCUCUUCCGCAACUGAAGGAAGCGCCGUCCAACAUUCAACACUUGAGAAACCUCAGAGUUGUCGAAGUUUCUGAGAUGCCGAUGGAAUUCGUGCUUGCUAUGCAACCAGAUGGAGACCAGUGUUGCUGGAAAGUUAAGCAUGUACCAAAUGUUUGGUCAUAUUAUAAAUUUGGAAGAGAUAGGUUUGAUGCCUUAUAGGUUUGUGUUUUAGACUUAAUUGUCUUUGUAGUUUUAUGGUUCUUGUACUAAACUUUCUACUACGUUUUGGCAUAGUUUAGUUUUGAAUCUUCACCUUCAUCUACUUCAUUUAUGUAGUUGAGUAAUGCUGUUUCCUUUAGCAGGGUAUUAUUAUAAU
Messenger RNA from Morus notabilis, 3024 nucleotides. Its product is annotated as disease resistance protein RPM1. The transcript has a single exon. Gene Ontology annotation, molecular function: ADP binding. The record is from RefSeq and is a predicted model, not a curated record. Bases 99 to 2867 code for a protein of 922 amino acids. NCBI's taxonomy places the organism in Eukaryota, Viridiplantae, Streptophyta, Magnoliopsida, Rosales, Moraceae. Gene Ontology annotation, biological process: defense response to other organism.